Molecule: messenger RNA, 6401 nt
Organism: Lytechinus pictus (painted urchin)
Lineage: Eukaryota; Metazoa; Echinodermata; Echinoidea; Temnopleuroida; Toxopneustidae
Product: mucin-17-like
Exons: 1
Coding region: 458-2497 (679 amino acids)
Source: RefSeq, a predicted model, not a curated record
AUUCAUUAAGCCAGUUUGCUCAGAUCUCGUCGGUGGAAGCUCGUGCUCUUCUCGCUUAACCCCUGGCUCAUUUGUGGCGUCGGAUAAAGUUUUGCAAAGACAUAUUUCGCAGCAUCUUGGAACUAAAAUCCGAUACAAUAACUCCUCGUCCUUAACAUGGAUUGGAUUGAUUUUACAUAAAUUAUUUAGAAAAGGAAUGAUUUACCACAUAUGACUAGAAAGUGCUGGAUUAUUUUGUCAGAUUUUCUUGUUAAAAAACUUGCUUGGUCGUGAGUCGUCACCAGAAAACAAUUUUAAUUGAGAACUCUACACUGUGACUCUGAAAUUCUUGAACAGAAACUUGAUUUGUUUUCUCAUCUGGAUUUAACGUACCAUUCCUAUUUCCACUAAUAAACAGGAUUGUUGCUUUCUAUAUUGUGAUUAUUUCAUAUUUGGAAGUUAUACGUUCGGACAAAUCAUGUUGACCAAACUUGCUACCAGUGCGGUGUUUUAUGUCACAGCAAUUUUUGUCUCUAUAUAUGCUGUAACCAGUGGAAAUGCACAGUGUAUUGAGAAUGGAAUAAGCACAAAUAUAAGCAGCGAGUUAGUAAGAGAAGGGGAUAGUGUGACUCUGUCCUGCUAUGUAUCUGGUGCCGGUGGACUGUCGACUUCCUGGGUCAAUCCAGCCGACGAAAUCCUCUCCGUUGAUGCAGUUAUUUCUGGAAACCUCGGACCAAGGUUUGCGAUCGAAGCCAAUAACGCAAACCCAGAAUGCAUGGUAUAUAACCUUACCAUAUCAAACCUGACCAUGGCCGAUGCAGGCACCUAUGCGUGCAGACCGACGACGGCCACGAAUCCGUUGUCGAGCGAGGCAAUUCUUAUUGCAUAUGAGCCGUCACCGAUCUAUCCAGAGUGCCGGGUGACGGGGGGUAGUACCUUGGUCCGGAAAGGAGAUAUCUUGGAGUUCAUCUGUGAAAGCGAACCCGGCGUUCCCGAAUGGGAUCUUGUCUGGGAAAGCUAUCUGUCCGGUACGAUCGCGACGUCGCCCAUCAAUUCGACAACGACUAACAGUGAGUUGAAAAGCAUCACGUCAUCAUUAAACGCCACCGCUGAUGAGAAUGGAAAGAUCAUGUCCUGUUUUGCUGCAUGUCGCGAUCCAGGGUGCGUGGAUAAAGCUUCACGGAACUGCAGUCUGGGACAGAUCGUCGUCGUCGACAACCCUGUUGAUGAGUAUUUCUUUGUUAAUGACUCUUUAAUUUUUGUGAUGAUUGGCGGGAAUGUGAGCAUGGAGUGUCACACCACGUUGCCCGGUGCAGAGGUAAUCUGGCUCCUACAUGAAACUGUAACUGAGAGCUAUGUUGUAGAGACGACUCCUACUGGACAAUCAGCAACCAUCUACAUUACCGGUAUUACCAACACUACCACUGAAAACCCUUUCGUAUGUUCACUCAAUAUCGACGGAGUUCUCAUCGCGACUAAAAAGGCUUCCUUGACACUCGAUCCAAUUCCGACCACCCAGAUGCCAACCACGGUGAUGCAGACGACAGGGCCGACGACGGCGAGUUAUUACACAGACAUGGCCCCGAUGAACGUCACAGCGACGCCCAGCAUGUUGGUGAAUGUCACAUCAAAUGCGACAAAUGCGGUAAAUACGACAAGCCAGCCAGGUAACGCAACAACAACCAUGUCAUCUGGCAAUGUAACAACCACUCUGGCUUAUGGCAAUACGACAUUGGGAGUGACAAACAGUUCGUCACCAAAUGCUACUGCAGCUGCUACCACUCCCCCACAAGGACCCACGACACAAGCGCCUUUGUUGCGGACAAACACAACACAGCAGCCACAGAAUACGACGCUGCCAACAACGACGCUGCAAGGAGGCACCAAUGGGACAAAUGUGACGUCAGAAUCAGGCAACACUACAGCAACGGUAGGACCCUUCAACCCAACGAUCGUUCAACGUAAUAUGACAACACUCGACUGGUGGAAACCACAGACAACAUUCUUCCCACAGAAAACUAUGUUCCCUCAGAAUCCUGAGAGUCCUACGACCAUGAUGACCCAACAGCCUUCAACAGGCCCUCAGACGACACCAGUUGCUUCAGGUCCACCGAACGCCAUAGCUGCUUUCUUCACUCUUCCAAUCAUCAUGGGUAUCGCAGCUGUUGGUGGUCUCCUUCUCAUCUUUAUCGUCGCAGCUAUCGUCUGCGUUUUGACGUCGAAGAAACGACGCGGCAGUCAACACGAUGUCGAAGAGCUAACCGAACUCUCCAAGAGAAACUCCAAACCUUACGAAGUGCCUUCCAGCCGGACAGCAGAGUCCGAUCCGACGUUCCCUGCAUUUGGAAAGGGGACAUCAACUCAAGACUUGAUCAAUCCGUCCAGCGCGCAACAGAAUGGUAGCAACAACAUAGGUAGAAGCAAUAAGAACAAUGGAUCUGAUACAAGACCGCUCACUGCUAAUGAUCUUCUUAGUAACGGUAUUGAUAAUCAUGGCAUGUCUGAUUCAAUUCUUUAAACCAACAAUCGCAAUAUUUCAAAUAAUUGUACUCUCAAUACAUCAUGAAUAUAAAGAUGACAGUCGAUGUCGUUUCGAAUAAAAAACAGGCCUUCAAGACUGACGCGAAUUGUAUCCUUCGAUUGGGAUAUCGGCCUGCCUGAUUAAACGCCGCGGCGCGCCGGUCUCGCAGCGAGAUCGACAUAACAGCGAAGCAAAUCUAUGACCAUUCAACAAGAUAUUGUUACGUAAUGCUGUAAAUUUCAUAUUAAGAUUAUCAUCCGUUCAUGAUGACGUCAGACAUGACUAAUCCACAGGCACACCAACGGAACCGCUUCCAGAUCGAUCGAAAAUGUUUCCAAUGACAUACCAUUGGUCGAUUUGGAAUCAGUUUCGUUGGUGUUACUUUCAACAUCUUGGGAAGCUGACUGCCCUAAUGUAAUUGGGUUUCUCUAAACGCUGGUUAUUGUCCAUCAGUUUGUAGACACUUGUUGGAUGGGGCGCAAAGAUGGGGCUACAAUAAUAAUUUUAAGUAUGACUGUAUUCUUUAUUAUGUUCUUUAUGGAGCAUAAUGUAAACUAUCAAAUACCUAAAUGAGGUUACAAAUGUGCGAUUUUUUUCUUAUAUGAUAUAUUACAUGCAACAUCAAUCAUGGUUUAUGCCCAAAUAGCAGGUGUUGGAAUAUCAUUUUACAGCAUUAAGCGUAAUAGUGGUUACACCAACGAAACCUAUUCAAGACCGAUCAACGUUACUACCAAUGAUACCGUGAACCAUUGGUCGGUUUUGGAGCCAGUUCUGUCGAUGUGACUGUAUAGCAUUUCCAUUUCGGCAUGUACGGUUAUGAUUGAGGGGCCAUAGAACUGGGGCGGAGUAGAGGGAUGGGGGCUUCAGCCGCUCACCAACUGUUAUCCAAAAAUGUAAAAGUUACCAAUUGAAUGUGAUUUUUUUGCAUGGUCACCCCCACAUUUUUGGCACAGCCACCUUCCCCUUUUAAAAAAUCGUCUGCGGCCCAUGUGACCGUACCCAACAUGAUCAAAGAAAACCCUAAAUUGUCCCCGUUUCCGGUUUCAACGAUUUUGAUGGAAUGAAACCUCACACUUAUCAUGAUGAUUAAUAAAGGACAUUGUAGCACAUGAUUGAAUAUUACGCUAAUAACAAACAAUGGUCUUCGUAUUGCCAAGUUAUACUUACGAAAGAUGCCAUCAAUUGAUUUCAGGAAUCUUAAAAUUAAGGUUUCUUGGGUUGCAUUAUAAUCCUGGAUUGAGCUCUUUAAGAUUUCCAGAGCCCCCCCCCCCCCCCCCGCCUCGGUAAAUUUUUAUUCAUAAAUUUGACUUUUUAUUAUGAUGCAACGAAUUGACAAUGGCAAUUACGAAUCGCAAAAAUUAUGGGUGCCCCUCGAAACAAUAGCCUUAACCAGCCCAACAUGUUCUUUGUGUCAUGUGUAUGGAGAAUGAAAUGAAAUGGAUGAAAAUACAUGACACUUUCUAAUUUCUGGUUUUGGUCUCCCUUUAACUAUAUUUCGAUGGCAUAUGACCUGUACGUAUCCUAAUUACAGGUGGAAAACAAAUGCGUCAUAAUGUUAUAUCAUUUGCACUUAUUUCGCCCCUUCCCUUCGCCUUCCUUAAUUGCCCCCUCCCCCUUCACCUUGCGACAUAAUUUCCCUGAAUCUUAAAUCGUUUGUCAUCAUGACUUGACAUAACGAAUAGGGGCCCCAGACUGCAGCGCCGGGGGUAUAUUGCGUAAGAGUAUCUGAUAUUCGUCAUGACUUUAUCACUAACUUCCUCCGGGUUAAAGUUUACUAAGAUUGGUUUUAAGUGUUGUCAUAUCUAAACCCUAUACCCCUUUACUUUGUAAUUAUGUUGAAAUUUUGAAAUAAAAUAAAUUCGUUAUCAAUCAAUCAAUCACCCCAUCCUCUCCAACUCUUUGUUCGCACCAGAGAAAAUGAAGUACACACAUACCUCUUCGCGGGUAAAAAAGAUCUUAAUUCAAAUUAAUUCAUUGCAUUACGUGUUAUUUUGCACCGUCCGGAGUUGUACAUGCCUUUCUAGCUCCGUUUUAAUUUUUAUACAAUUUUUCCCGAAAUGUAUAAACCUCUGGGAUUGCUUGCCACAAGUAUUUUGAUAGGGAGUAAGUUGACAUUUUUCUUUAUGAAAAAGAAAGGGCUCGUAUAUGUCUAGUUACAUCACCUAUCACCCGUUUUCCCACUUCCUUAUUUCCUUUUUUUUCUUCUUAUCUUUCAAUUUUCCCCAUUACCGGAAAAACGGCCCACGUGAGGCACCGCCCCUCUUUAUUAAUUUUAUUUUGAUAUUCAGUACCCUGGGGAUUCCCCAACAGAUAAGUCAAAAUAUGCUUGGAAACAAGCCAGUGUUAUUAAGGUAUUGGAAAAGCGAUUGAAGACUUUACAAUCAAUUUAAAAAAAUGUACUUUUUUAUAGUGACGAUAAUAACAUUUCUUACAAUCUCAUUCAUGAGUCAGAUAUGGCCUUUUAAAUUUUCGCUUAUUUAGUAUUUUCAAUACAGCUGUAUACACAUCAUAAUUUGUGAGAGCGGGUUAUGUCACACACACACACACACACGAUCUUUUUAGUUUAUAUCAUAUAUGUCUGAUAUCAGUUAGUUCAAUAUUGAUAGCUCUGGUUAUGUAUUUAAAAGAUAUGAAAUAAAGUAACUGUGUCCUAACUUGUUAACGGAUAAUCAAACUAUGAAAAUAUCUCCAUUAUUGGAUGAAUUAAUUGAAAUAUAAUAACGCGUAUGUUUCAUCAUUGUCACCCUCGCUUUUAUACUGCCAAUGUUGCAAAUAUAACUGUUAUAUAAAUAAGUGAAAAUAUACAAAGUAAUAACUUUGUUUAGUUUAAAUCAUAUUUUGAUGAGAUUUUCAAUACUAUACUUUUUCAGGUUUUUUGGUCCAGUUUUAUAUGCAGAUAAUAGACCUUACAGUUGUAAAAGUGAUUUAAACAGGUGUCCUAUUCGUUAAAUCAACUUGUACUGGGGUUGGAUUUGGCCUUUAAUGGUAACUUUGUGAAACUGUACAUACGGCCCCUGGUACAUUUCUAGGUCCCUUGCCAAAAGAAUAUUGUAGGUUUAGAGAAACGGAUGAUGACAGAAAUAACCACACAUGAAUACAAACAGUUGAGCAGGCUUGACUUACAUUUGACUCCUAAACUUCGAGGGUCUGACAGAAAAAAAUGUGUGAUUCAUAUAUAUUUUGAUCUUUUUCUAUGUGGCAUUAUGUGUGUGGCUUGUCGUUUCAGACGACAGUAAGUUAAGAAUAGAUGAAGUAUCAAUUUCCAACGAAUUAGCUUUCAUUUUGUAGUGGAUCUAUCCCCUUUUUGUUUGAUAGUCAAUAACCAUUUUAUUAAAUACAAAGGUAAUCAUUUUCUCAAUGCAAUUUCUUAGCUAAAAUGCUUGCCGCAUUACGAGUAUUAUGAUUUUCAUAUGUGAAGAACCAUUACAGUAGAUUAUUCAGAUAUUCACUGUAAUAUAGGUACUUAUUUCAAAACUUAAUCAUUUCAUCCCCAUCAUACUCAUUGUGUAUAAUCAUACUUUUAUAUUAGCAAUGUCUUCGUCAUGUCGGAAUGAUAUUGUUGUAUUACUCAACUCAUAUGAAAAAUCAAUUGUUAGUGAUUUUUUUUAUUUGAAUAGAUUAUCAGAAAACGUAUAUGUUGAUAAUACAAUUAUUUUGUGUAAUUUGAUAUCAUUUUCUGUAAAUGUAGCGUAACUUGCACGUAGACUAGAAAUUUGCAGUGUCGACAUUGCAACUUGUCAUUUUGACUUUAUAUAGCGCAUGACUUGUAAAUAGCUUUAUCUAAAUUUAUCUUACUAUAUAGCUGUGUAAAUACGCAAAUCGUACUGUAUUUCGCAAAUAAUGAAUCGAUUGAUGUAAUAUUUUUCAUUGAUUAAAAUGUUGAUGUCAAUAUAAACCCAAA